Eruca vesicaria subsp. sativa (arugula) is the source of this 153-nucleotide messenger RNA. NCBI's taxonomy places the organism in Eukaryota, Viridiplantae, Streptophyta, Magnoliopsida, Brassicales, Brassicaceae. The record is from the annotation of a GenBank genome assembly.
AUGACUCAUCCAAACGAGGAGCACAAACACAUGAAGGCCUUAAAGAGACACCACGACAUGCUUGGGUUUGUGGCGUAUGCCGAGUGCGGAAUGAUGUCUUCCAUUUCCGUCAACCAUGGGUCUUCGGUGUCCAGGAAGAGGUUACAAUGUUAA